AUGGAUGGAUGGAUGGAGGUGAUCAGAACAGAUCAGAGAGAUCUCUCUUACUAUUAUUAUUAUUUGAAAAAAUAUCUACUUUUGUAUUCUAAAUAUCUCCUUUGGAUUUGGUUUGAUGAGGGAAAGAAAGAGAGAGAGAGAGAGAAAGAGAUGUACACAGAAAAGGCAAUAGAGAUAUUACGAGAACUUCGAAGAUCAGAAAGUUUACCUUUAUAUAAUGAAGCAGCAAUCAAGAAAACAAUAGAUGAAAUAAGAGCAUUGGAAAGAGAAUUUAAUGAAUAUAAUGAUGAUGAUGGUGAUGAUGACAAUGAUAAUUAUAGUAGUCAUCACUAUGAUAAAUCAAAGAGUCCUUAUAAUAUAGUUUUAAAGACUAGUGUUGAUAGGAAUAAAAGAUGUAUAUUGGCUUAUUUAAAUGAAAGAUUAGAAAGAAUUAAAGAAUUUAGAUGGAAUAGUGGAAGUGGUGUCUUGGAUAGCCACUUUAAAGAACACAUGUCUGUCAAUGAAAUACAAUUCUUUACCAAUCACGACAAGUUGUUGGCAGAGUAUCAUCAAAAUAUUGGUAUGGAUCUAACAGUAGAUAUCAACCAACCGCCCAAAGACCUGUUGAUAGAGGUACGUGUCAUCAAAGAGUUUGGCGAAGUCAUCUUAAAUUCCGGUGCCACUGUCAAUCUCAAACCGAUCCUACCUUCCCUUCAACAACAACAUAUAGAAAGAGAGAAGACAGGAUUAGUAGCUGUUUUAAUGCUUUUAUUGUUGAAUAUUAGUUACAUUCAUUGUGAAAAAGACCCGAAUACAUUUGAUUGGCCAACUUCAGAAGGAGGGAAUGGUCACACAUACAAAGGAUUAUUUUUGGCUACUCCUUCAAUCACAGAGGCGAUUCGCCUAUGUGAGGGUUCCAAAAGCAGUACAUUUAAAUCAUAUCUUGUCACAAUUGAAUCAAAACAAGAAUGGGAUUUUAUUAAAACCAAUUUGAGUACAACAGCAUGGGUCUCUGGUAAAGACAUCAGAGGUAUUGGGAAUUACACCUAUUCAAGUGGACCAGGAACCAAUCAACCACUAUUUAAUAUGUAUACUGGUCAAUGUUGGGGAUAUUGUCCAUUCGAUGCAGGUGAACCAUCUUUAACUCUUGCUGCUAAAGAUCAAUAUAUUUACAUCAGAAGACCGACUUGGAAUUUUAAUAAUGAUAAUGGUUAUAAUGAUCAAGUUUAUGCAGCAUUAUGUGAAAUACAACCAAUUUCAGAGUAUCUGUUAAUGUUUCAACAUCUAAUAUUCCAUGUAAUAUUAUGUUUGCAUCAUCAAAUCAGAUUUUUUUGUCAACUCGAAACAUCUCUUAAUACAACUACCAAAUUGCUUCCCAUUUCAAUAUCAGUUGAUGAUGUUUAUACUCAAACCUAUAAACCUUAUAUUUUAUGUGACAAACAAUUCCAUUCAACCAUUCUAUUUGGUGGAGAAUAUGAAACAGUCAAUCAAGUAAUGAUUGACAAGGUAAAAAUGGGAGCAACACCAAAUGCUCCAUAUAUUGGUGCAAUAGAAUCUGAAGAAAUGUAUCAAUGUUUUAGUCAAUCAUUGAAUAUCAAAGACUACCAUGAAUUUAGAUUUUGGCAGGGUGUCUCAUACAACAGUAGUGAUAAUAGUUUUACAAGAAAUAAUGGUCCACUCAAAGGGACACCAUCUCCAUUGUAUUAUAAUGAUGAUACUUCAAAUGUUACACCAUCAAAUAAUAUUCUAUAUAAUAUUAAUGAUAGAACCGUGUCAUCCAAGAUUGAAAAUGUUAAUUAUUGCGCACCAUUGAUUACAUUUCAUUUUAGUGAUGCACCGAUGAUUGACAAUAUUACUAGUAUUAUACCUGGACAAGCAUCACAGGUUACAAUCAAUGGUAAUCAUUUUGGAAAAGAUAGUUCAUAUGUUUUGAUUUCGAUUCAAGGAAGUCAAUGUAAAUCACCAAUGUUUAUUGAAAACAACUAUCAACAAAUUAGUUGUUCAUUGGGUAGAGUUGAACCUUAUUCAACCGAUCUAAAUUAUACUGUUAAAAUUGGAGUUGGUGGAAUGCUUACAACCAAAGUUGUAUCUCUUGCGAAAGAGUGUCUUAACAAUUGCUCGUCACAUGGCAUUUUGCAUACCACGUUUGGGUCAUGCAAAUGUAACAGUGGUCAUGAACCCCUAUUGGAUUGUUCAGAGUUGGUCAAUCGUAGUCAGUUACUAAACACAACCGUUUGGGAUAACGGCAUGUCACUUUUAUCAACAGACCAAACGAUUAGUGGUGUGAUUGUCAAUUUCACAACUGGUAUACAAUUCAUUCGUGAAAUCAAUCACGAUAAAUCGGUUAUUAAAACGUUAUCAAUUGACAAUCUCGUGUGGACGCAAGAGGAGGAGAAGACAUCUUCUGGUGAAUUGGAUAUUCAAGUAUCACCAAAUUCAAUCAAGUGCACUGUUAAAAUCAUUAAUUGGGUAUGGUCAUCACCGAUCAAUACAUUACAGGUGAUAUUCCAUACACAAUCAGAUUCAGUAGAAUUUGACAAGUGUGGUAAGCUAAAAGUCAGAAGUGAUAUAUCUCGUGGUGAUCAGAUUAUAUGGACCAGAGUUCAAGUUGGAAGAACACUAUUAAACUGUAAAAUAGCAAGUAGAAUGGUUAUCGACAACUCGACAAUCAUUCCAUCCAAAGUAACACUUCUCACAAACGAUGAUCCAGUCGCUCAACAAAUCUGGAAAAGUCGAAAAUUCAACCUUUUAACCACAUUCCACAUACCUAGAUUCUCUCAAUCGGUUGAACUCGAUCCCGUCUUCAACGCACUCAUUCUUGGAGAUGACUCCAAUCUGCCAUAUGAGUGUACUGAAGAGACAUCUGACCAAUGGACAUUUAUCAUAGUCGCUGUUGUCUUAUCGGCUGCACUACUCUCUAUUAUAGUAGUAGUGUUAGUCAUUGUAUUCAUAAAACGACCACCAACAAACAGACCACCAAAUAGAGAAGCCCCAAUAGAAAUGGAUAUAAUAACAAGUACAGAAGAUAUCAACACCUACCAACAACAACAACAACAACAACAACAAAAUAAUAAUGAAUAUUAA
Messenger RNA from Cavenderia fasciculata, 3063 nucleotides. RefSeq lists its product as uncharacterized. Lineage: Eukaryota; Evosea; Eumycetozoa; Acytosteliales; Cavenderiaceae. The record is from RefSeq and is a predicted model, not a curated record. The transcript is spliced from 11 exons. Gene Ontology annotation, cellular component: GINS complex. Bases 1 to 3063 code for a protein of 1020 amino acids. Gene Ontology annotation, biological process: DNA strand elongation involved in mitotic DNA replication; DNA replication.